Messenger RNA from Guyanagaster necrorhizus, 2608 nucleotides. RefSeq names its product TRP-domain-containing protein. The coding region runs from base 259 to 2421 and encodes 720 amino acids. Gene Ontology annotation, biological process: fungal-type cell wall biogenesis; transmembrane transport. The transcript is spliced from 5 exons. NCBI's taxonomy places the organism in Eukaryota, Fungi, Basidiomycota, Agaricomycetes, Agaricales, Physalacriaceae. The record is from RefSeq and is a predicted model, not a curated record. Gene Ontology annotation, cellular component: membrane.
GCUGUGACAAUUAUCAGCAGUACGCCACUGCAGCCAGCGUGGAGCCCGCUUCGUUCUGUACUACUGACAGUCAUAUUUAGGAAAAAGGGAUACAGACUUUUCCUCGUUUUGUUCCACCUCGAUAUCGAUAAUCGUUGGCAACAGUAACCGACGACGACAACCGCAUUCAAGACAAUAGUUUUUCCGUCCUGCCCUCUCCCUUCUCUCCUUAUUUUUACCGUCCUUUCUCCUUAUUUUCCUUUCUAUCGUCUGCUAUCCAUGUCGCCUGGUCUCGCCUGGUUGCGAGCUAUCGCUCUAACGACCCUAUUGACAGCCUCUGUUUCAUAUGCACGAGACGAGAUUUUGUUCACCUCUUCCGUGACCUAUUGCGACCCUCCAGAGACUUUGCUGGUCCAGCAAUUCGACAUGGUGUAUUUCAACAAGAACGAAUCAGUUUUCUUCAACAUCUCAGCAUCCAGUGUCGAAGAGAACGUUAAUGUUACAGCGAAUCUGCUACUUAAUGUCUAUGGCCUAACUCCUGUCAAUGUCACCAUCGAUCUUUGCGACAUCCUCGGUGGUGCCCUUUGUCCCCUGCCACAGUACAACUUCGUAGGAUCUGACACCCUGUCACUGCCUUCAUCACUAAACGUGGCCGACAAAAUACCGGGGAUAGCUUUCAAAGUACCCGACCUUGAGGGGUAUGCUCAGCUAUCCCUGUUAGAAGUAGGAACAGGCGAUCUUAAAGCUUGCGUGCAAGCCACUCUGUCAAAUGGGUGGUCAACACACCAGCCUGCAGUUACAUGGAGUACAGCGGGUGUUGCCAUUGCCGCCUUGAUAUCGGCGGUCUGGCAGUCACUCUCGCCCACAGCCCUGGCACCCUGUCGGUUUCUGGAUCUGCUUUAUUUAUACCAGACGAUUGCAUCAAGUGCCCUUCUGGACCUCAACUACCCUUCUGUUUACCGAGCAUUCGCACUCAACUUUGCAUGGGCCAUCGGCCUAGUGCCUUCAUCCUCGGAACAAAACACCAUAGAUCAUAUGCGAUACAUCACCGGAGGCAGGAUGGCAAACUCGACCUCCGGAUCUGCCAUAGCUUUCGUUAAUCGCAAGCUGAGCCCAUACAAUGAUCAAAGCCUCAUCAGUACCAACACCGCGUCUUCAGGCUUUUCCCCCCUUAAUCUAGGCCGCAGAUCAUCCUCAGGCAUUUUUGAACAAAUAAAGAUUCUUUCUACAGAAGGUGUUGCGACCGUAACAUCAUCGUCUUCAAACGUCCUAGACGCUGGCGUCCCUAUAUAUACCAACUCGAUACACAUUGCCACGGCCAACGCUUUCAUGACAGUGUUUUUCGCCGCUCUCAUACUUACCGCCAUCGCAUUAGCAGUUUUUGGUCUCGGAUAUGUUGGCUUGCUGGCAAUGCAUCGUUUCCGUUUAGGAAGGGCGGAACGACGGGUUGAACUCAAGGCUUUGUACUCAUCACUCGUCAGAGUUUGGUCAUUGCGACUGGGUCUUUUAUUUCUUUAUCCCAUCGUUGUUUUUGCUUUUUAUCAGUGGACCCUCAAAGAUUCGUGGCUAUCGAUUCUCUUAUCUGUCAUUGCGUUCCUUGCCGUAGCAUGUGGCACGGGAUAUUCCGCCUUCAUCGUCAUGCGUACUGCGCACCAGUCCAAGGCGUACGCCCUCUAUUCCCGUCCUGCAAUCAUUUCAUCCCACGGUCCGCUCUAUGCGCAGUACCGCACUGCCCGCUACUUUUUCUUCCUAAUAUCGCUGGCUUGUGUUUAUCUGAAAGCGAUCUUCAUCGUAUUUGCUAAAGCGAGCGGCUUGGCACAAAUAAUCCUAUUUUUGACCGUAGAAGUCGGCGUCAUGACGAGUGUUUUUGUCCUUCGUCCGCACAGGACUCGAGGCGCAGACGUACUCGCGUCGUACCUGGCUAUCGUGCGCUUGGUUUGCACUGGCCUAAUGAUUGCAUUCGUUGAGCGCCUCGCUGUCGACGCGAUUCCAAGAGUGGCCAUAGGCAUCGUUAUGGCUGUCAUAUAUUCUGUGGCAGUCAUCGUGGUGGUUAUUAAUUUUGUCUUACACUGCGGUAUCCAGCAGCUAUGGACGAAGCAGGACACUUCGCAGCAUGAGGGAUCUGCCAACGACGCAAUGGUGGAAAAAGAUGACCGUGGGUCAUCAUUCCCUGACCUCCUUCGUCCCAAAAACGCAACGCCAGAACAAAACAUCCCAUUAGAUCCCGAAAUUAACGAGCCGCAUACGCCGUUGACGCCUCCUUCAGCGGAGGGCGAACAAAACGUGAACAAGCGCGACUCUGCUUCUACAAAUUUUGGAAACCUUCUACCACGGAGAUGGUCAUUUACGCCAUUAAGCUCUCCGGCAGAUUCUCAUCUCUCCCACCCUUCGCUCAGUAGUCCUUAUCAUACGCAAGAUGCAACUCGUCAUCAACAUACAUGAUCCAUUACGCACAUAGAUUUACUUUCUCGUGCACAUUAUUUUUCAUAGAAUAUCGCAUUUCGGGCCCCUAGGGACCUUGGUAUAUAGUCACUCAUUUACUUGCAGCUCUCUAGGAGUCUAAUCAUCGUGUAGAUAUCAUCUGUAUCACUAAUGGGAUUCCAAGAACACUUCAUGAAAGGAAUUGUGG